GCACUCUGGGCCGUAAAUAUAUAUAUGUAAAACUGCCCAUGCCCCGCCUCCCCUCGCCCACCGCCGCCCUCCUCGCCCGCAUCGUUCUCCCCAGGACCCCCCUUCGCCUACACAGCUUCUCCACAACAGCCCGCACUCCACAACUAACACGCACCAUGAAGGCCAUUCUCAUCAAAGGCGGCACCGGCCCCGCCGACAGCCUCUAUCUUGGCCAGGAGCCCACACCAGAGCCCAGCAAGGGCGAGGUCCAAGUCAAGAUCAAGGACUUUGGCCUUAACAGGAUGGAUAUACUCCAGAGAGAGGGCAAAUACCCACUCCCGCCUCAAGCAUCAAAGACCAUCUUGGGUGUCGAGUAUUCUGGAGUGGUCACCCAGCUGGGCGAGGGAUCCACAAAGUGGAAAGUAGGCGAUGAGGUGUUUGGCCUGGCCUAUGGAGGCGCUUAUGCGGAAUACAUCGUCUCUCCAGAGAUCAUGCUUUUGGCCAAGCCCGAAAAGCUGAGCUGGGUAGAGGCCGCUUCGAUCCCCGAGGCUUGGAUGACUGCUACCCAGGCUCUGACGCUUGAGGCGCCUCUCAAAGAGGGGCAAAACGUUCUCAUCCAUGCCGGUGCUUCGGGUGUGGGUCUCGCAGCCAUCCAGAUCGCUUUGCAUGCUCUGGGAGCUGGUAAAGUUUUCACGACCUGUGGUUCGGACGAAAAGGUCGCUUUUCUGAAGAACCUCGGGCAUUCCGACCGUCUGCACGUCUUCAAUUAUAAGACUCAGAACUUUGAGGAAGAGAUCAAAAAGAUUGACCAGGGUGUGGACCUCAUUAUCGACUUUGUUGGCACUCAAUACUAUAUCCAGAACAUCAAUCUCCUCCGCCUCGAUGGGACCCUCUACUUCCUUGCCUUCCUCUCGGGCGCCAAGUUCCCCGAAGGCGCCAGCAUUGCACCCAUCUUGGGCAAGAGGUUGACCCUGAAGGGAUCUACGCUGAGGUCAAGAAGCGCAGAGUACCAGUAUGCAUUGCUCAAGACGUUUGAGAGCAAGGUACUGCCAAAGAUACUGGACGGAACUAUGCAGGCAAAGGUGCACGAUGUGUAUCAUUGGACUGAUGUCAUUGAAGCCCACAAGGCCAUGGAGGCAAACAAGAAUAGCGGAAAGGUGAGUCAUCGUUCCAUGGCAUAGGCGCACAGCUAAUCCAUAUGCUAGAUUGUCAUCGAGAUCAAGGAGUAGGGCAUUCACAUGUUCCAGUAUGAAGGGUAGAAUCUUGUUGAUGCGGGCUGUCGGUCACAACAUCUCGUAUCAAUAUCAUGCAUCCUUUUCGACCAUAUCUGA
Messenger RNA from Cryptococcus amylolentus CBS 6039, 1310 nucleotides. RefSeq lists its product as hypothetical. The coding region runs from base 39 to 1160 and encodes 373 amino acids. NCBI's taxonomy places the organism in Eukaryota, Fungi, Basidiomycota, Tremellomycetes, Tremellales, Cryptococcaceae. Gene Ontology annotation, molecular function: oxidoreductase activity. The transcript is spliced from 7 exons. The record is from RefSeq and is a predicted model, not a curated record.